Messenger RNA from Haemorhous mexicanus (house finch), 2395 nucleotides. RefSeq lists its product as uncharacterized. The transcript has 3 exons. The record is from RefSeq and is a predicted model, not a curated record. NCBI's taxonomy places the organism in Eukaryota, Metazoa, Chordata, Aves, Passeriformes, Fringillidae. Bases 1397 to 2053 code for a protein of 218 amino acids.
CAGCAACUCAGUGAUGCCAGAGAUCCCACCACUAAGGCAGAUGAGCUGUAUUUGUAGGGAACAUGAACCAGUUUCAGACCAUUAUCAAGGUGACCAAGGAAGCUGGCUCUUACCAGUUGGCGCAAACAGCUUAGCAGGGAGGGGAGAUGGUGAGGGAGCUCAGCCUCAAACCCUCCGUGCUUUCUGCAAACCAGUCAUCCCUCCGAUGCCCAAACUUUGCAGGGCGGAGGCAGCCGGGGAGGGAGCGGGGCUGUGGGGAGCAUCACUCCUGCGGGAUGCUGGCGGUGGGAUGGAUGAUGUCCGCCCCGCUCCCGGCAGCGCCCGCGAUGUGAUUCCUCCCUGCCGCCGGCUCCGCUCCCAGACAAAGGCUGAGCUCAGCGCCCGCGGGCGGCUGGACCUGGGCUACCCACGCGAGCGCUCCGGCUGCUCCCCACCUUCCCCUGCACCUCCCCGGGAACAUCCAGCAGACGGAUCAAAGCUCAUCUUUUGUCAUCGAAAGGAUUAGCUCCCCGGGGAGCAGCGGCGGAGGCUGAGCCCACGCUCCCAGCCUGCUUCCCAGCACGCUCAGGAGUUUUGGAGCCAACCUCCCGGCAGCUAAUCCCCCUCGCUGCCGGAGCCGGGGAGGCUGGGAAGAGCCGGCAGGUGAAGGGACAGGAGGGAAGAGGACGGGGAGGAGUGUCACACACACGCACACGCACACGCGGGCACCCCGCACACGGCAGCGGGCAGCGGCAGCGGAUCGGCGGCUGCGUGCGGGGAGCUCCGCAGGGACCCAGCCCGGAAUGAAACAAGCUGGAGCAUCAGGAGAGAGGAUCUGUUCGCUUGGAAAAGUCUGUAAGGAAUCGAUCGGGAGAUGCCGGUAGAAGUUGCUGAAAGCCAGGCUGGAAUGGCCAGGAGCUGCGCGCCGCCGGCCCCGUCGCAGAGCGGAGCAGCUGAACUUUGUGGGGUCUGAACAUUUGUCUCCUCUGCGAACGCUCUGGGCAGCGCGAACGGGAGAGCCGGGACCGCACCGCGCACCUUGAGCCUGACCGAGCCUGGGGCAGAGCCAAGGGGGGAUUUCUGUCUCGCCAAGGACCAUCGCCUCUGAAGAAAAAAAGCUGGAGAAGGGCAAUUUAUCUUUCUUUUCCAGAUGACUGAAAAUAUCUACAGGAUCCUGUCUCUCUGGUUUUCAUCGGUGAGUAGCAUAAGGGACAGGCUGCUGAGGAACAAAAAUGAUAUCGGUCAAAAUCAUUCCAGCACCUACUUUUUCCUAAGGAACUUCAUGCCCAUAGGGGUUUUCUGCGGGCAUUUCCAGGAGUGAGACGAGGUACCACAGAUGCAUCCCUACCGGAUCAUGUAAGAAUUUGCAAAUGAGAAACGUACCCCAUCCAGACCUUCUCUGCCCGCUUUGCAGUACAUGGUUUGGUGUAAGCACAGCAAUUCUCACCUCUUUCUCUCCCUUUUAAGUCUCUUGAGCUUGGAGACCUCUUUCCUCAUUGCAAUUAUGAUUAUUUGCAACAUCAGUGCCAUCAAAGAUUGGAGCACUUUCCUUUCCCAAAUCCUCCCCAGCGUUAACAAGACUCUGAACUUGGUACAGCAAGUGGAAGCCACCACCAGCUCGGUGGUAAGUGUCCUCCAGGACCCCGAACAGGACAACUACCUGUCCAAUAGCCAGUCCAUGAACUCCAGCAACUUUACAGCUGGCCUGGACCACUUGUUCCAGUACUCAUACUCGGACAAUGACCAGCUCUACAAGGAGUACAAACCCCCUCCUCGAGAUGCCAUUCCUCUGCCCAAGGCUGUCCUCUACCUCCUCAUGGCAGCCCUGGUGGUGGUGGCAGUGGCGUACGCCAUCGUCGGGCAUCUCAUCAAGGACCUCAUUUACGACUUUGUAGACUGGAUCUUUGGCCCCAACCCGGAUGACAACAGCAACAAGAGCGACAUCAACUGCAUCAGCAACAGCGUCAACGAGAUGAGCGAGAUGCCCGAGGCGCCGCAGCGGCACCGGGAGCGGCAGCCCCAGGACGUGGUCAUUGCCAUCAGCGAGACUUGCCACCUGCCGCAGCAGACGUGACCGGCGCCACGCCCGGGCCAGGCGGGAUGGAGCAGCGGGAUGGAGCAGCGGGAUGGAGCAGCGGGAUGCAGAGGAGGGAUGGAGCAGUGAAACCGUGCAGCAGCCGCCUUGCAGGGCCGGGCGGGGAGAGGAAGGGAUGGGCAGAGCCGGCGCCGUGGAGCAAAGCCCUCCUCCCCUGGUUUUACCGGCCUCUAAGGACCUCGUGGGGGUGGGUGGCAUCACCCCUUCUCCCAGGCUUGUCAGCCCUGUCCUGACGUCUGCCCUUGGGUUUGUGACCCCCUCUUUGUUCCCUGUGAAUAGCAAAAAAGAAAAAGCAAAUGCAAAAUACACCCACCAAACAAA